Molecule: messenger RNA, 723 nt
Organism: Arabis nemorensis
Lineage: Eukaryota; Viridiplantae; Streptophyta; Magnoliopsida; Brassicales; Brassicaceae
Source: the annotation of a GenBank genome assembly
AUGCUGGAGGAAUCGAAGUCACGAUAUGAAUCGACCUCUGAUUCCAUUGAUGAUGAACUCUCCGGUGACAUGCAAGAUUCAACGAAGACUCCGAAAGAUCCAGUGGCUUCUUCUUCUCGCUCUGAUUCCGGUGCCGAAGAUCCAAAAUUAAAGAACAAAGCUAUGGCUGAUGGAGAUGAGAUGAGUUGCGUAGGAGACAAGUUCGAAGAUAAACAGAAAAUCGAGGAAGCUUUCUACGAUGUCAAGGCUGAGCUGUCUGAAUUUGAGGAUAUGAUGGAUCGUUUCCUGAUCAUUAGCCUCGGUUGUGGAAUCGCGGCUUUGUCUUCACAUCCUUACACCGUCCAUGCCGCCAACUCUCCUUUACAAUGGACGAGGAUCGUCCAGACUCUCCUGGUGGGGCUUGCGAAUCCUUUCUAUCAAAUUAAGACUGGCAAGAGAAGGCAACAGUCAAGUAUAGAAUGUAUUUUUGGAUUUGUUGCUUUUCUUGUACAAGAGUUUCUCCAAGGAAGAAUCAUGCCAAUUGUGAAGAUAUGCUCUGCGAGUGAUCAGUCUAUCGGGUCUAAACCCGAAGCAGUAGAACGACAUGAGAAGAAAGAGCAGGAAGCCAUCAAAGAAUCAGGAGAUCCUCCUUUGCACAACGACAUUGUUGAAGAGUCUUUUAAGAUAUCAGCUUCAGUUUCAGCGGAGCUUAAAAGAGAAUCAAAGAAGAAGCAGAAGAGCUAG